Molecule: messenger RNA, 3795 nt
Organism: Aspergillus terreus NIH2624
Lineage: Eukaryota; Fungi; Ascomycota; Eurotiomycetes; Eurotiales; Aspergillaceae
Exons: 4
Coding region: 1-3795 (1264 amino acids)
Source: RefSeq, a predicted model, not a curated record
AUGGCUGCUACCGGCGCGAGGGUGCGGAAGCCCGUCGGCUCUGCAGCAUGGAUCGCAACAGAGAAGGAGAAUUUUCAGCAGCUGGUGAACCAAGAGAUGGAAGAAGUGGAAUAUCCGGUGCGCCAUGAGAUGGAUUGGCUGAAUGAGCACAUGGCCGAGAUCUUCUCCAACAAUCAAUUCAAUUUCACCGAAGCUUUCAAGACGCCCGGCAAGAUGAGGGGCAAAACGCCCCGUACAGCCCGAAAGCGAGAUCCAAAUGAGGCUCGAGUGCCCUUGAGUGAGAUCUUUUCGGCCUCGCACAAGAAAUUUGAGAGCAAGAUCGCAGCUAGCCCAGCAGUUCAGCGAUCGCCUGCGAAAUCAGCUGCCACGACUACCGCCAUUCCCACCCCUACCAAGGCUAAGAAUGCCACCGAACCCAGCUCUCAGCCUCACUACCCCGAUCUGACACAGAACCUCAAUUCCUUCCCGCAAUACAAUACUGAUUCUGGCUAUCAUGGCAUGCCGGAAGGUGAUGCCGAUGAGGACGACGAUGACGACAUGGUCCUAACGCAGGUGCAACCCGACUCGCAACCGUCAACUCAGCCAUUCAACGAGGACCCUUUUACUGCGGGUGAUCCGGAGCCACCUUCCUCCGUUGAUCGUCGAACAACCAGUGCCUCCUUCCAUUCGGCCCAGGAGGAGGUCCGCCAACGUGGAGAGACCAUGGAACCCAUGCAGGUAGACACAACUCCGAAGCAAGCAGUUGAGGUACACCCUCCACCGCCUCACACCAGUCUGAAGAAAACUAUGAAGCAGUCUGGACCGAAGCACAAAGAAGAACCGGAAGGAGCGGCCCCCGAACCACAAGGGGAUCAGCACCUGUCCGAAGAGGCAGUUCCGUCACCAGUGAAGCCGUCCAUUCCCCAGGCUUCUGAACCCAACAGGGGAAAGAAUGAGGAAACUGAUGAGAUGGCCCUGGACAAUAUCGACGAUAUUGGCUCACCUUCCGACGGGUCUACCCCCGAACGGCCCCCGAUUCGCAAAAGUAGUCUCACAUUCGCCUCUCUUCCUGCACGUGAACCCCUGACGAAAAAGAGUUUGGGCGGUACCAGAAUCUCCCGCACGAGUCAUGUCGAUCUUGCAAAAAUUAACAACAACACUGGAAUGUCGGGCUAUCUAGGGAGACAGACGGGGGGGCAUCGUGCAACCCAGGUGGCCUUUGACGAAAGUGCAGCCCAGGCCGAUAAGAUGGACGUUGACGAAAACAAGGAACAGCCUGAAGAACCCGACGCCAGCAAGCUCCACAACAAAUCUUCGACUCAGAGGCUGCAUGAGAAGAUCAGCAUGCUUGGCAAGCUACAGCCGUCGCGGCCAACGAAAUCAAUUCCAUCGGUUUCGGGUCUCUCAUCUCAAGUGGCGUACCCUGAACUCCCUACUGCUAAAUCCGAUGCCAAAAGGGAUUCAUUGAGCCGAAAGUCUCGCGAGACGCCAGGUCCUGAGCCUUCCAAGUCUGCGGAGAAUGAUGAUUGGAUCAAACCCCUGGACUCGCCUUAUCGUGUCAAUACCUUCAAGAGUCAAGCAGACAAGGAGAAGCGAGCUGGAUCCGAAACUCACAAUGAUAGAGAGAUCUCUCUAAAUCGCGAUCAGAAGAUAGACCGCGAAGAGUCUGUGAGACCCAGCUCAAGACACGCACUAGAAACCCUGCGCGGCAAAUCCUCGACCCCCAUCUCUUCCCCAUACCGCCCUGGCCACUACAAGACCCAGUCCGUGCCAAAUAUAGACCCUUAUGCGUCAACGACGCCGGUGGGCUCUCCUCGGCAUCAUGAUGCACCGCUCAGUGCAUCGAAGUCAAGGUUGCAAUCGAUCGUGAAGUCGGCCAAGGGUCUGUUCAGCAACAGUGGCGAUACUUCGGCAGCGGCUCGCUUCGAGGCUUCUUCACCAGACGAGCCACGAUUGCGUCAUAUGAACACUGACGUUUCGAGCCUGAAGGAAUCAAAGAAGGCGGCGCCUCCCCAGCCGGAGAGUCCUGUCAGACAAGAAGGUCGCAGGACUCGUAGCUCCACCGAGAAGGAAGAGAAGCGCAAACAAAGGGAGCGCGAAGAGCGCCAGCGGGAAGAAGAAGAAGAAGCGGAAAGGAUUCGUCAGCAAGAGAAGGAAAGAGCCAUUUCCCAAGAGAAGUCAUCCAAGGAAUAUGAAGACCGCGGUGAUCAAAUCCGCCCGUCAAGCCCACAGAAGGUGCCUCCACAGAAAUAUUCGAAGGAGCCCGAGCGUACCAUCGAGGCUCCCUCUAGGACUCGCGCACAAUCGGUAUCCCAACAACAGUCACUCAGGCAGAAUGAUCGUCGUCCCCUCAAGCCUGCCCGUGAAGCUCUACAGAAACCGAAGCCUCAGCCUCAGCCUGUUUCCAUUCGUGUUGGCAGUGCCCUUUCCCGUCAGAUUCCACUCGCUUCGUCCGCUGUCUCCAGCGUCACAGAGACCAGUGCCACAGCACCGACGCCGGCCUCUGCCACGAAACAGCCAUCAAUUAAAAAGAAGGCUAGCAACACCUCCCUGCAUACAUCGGCCUCCAAUAGCAGCUUCAAGAGCUCCGUCUCUAGUCAAUCACAGAAGAAAGCCCAGCUCGCUAGUGAGCGUAAGCGGGAGCAGGAGGAGCGUGAAGCGCGACGAAAAGAGGAACAGAAGCGCGAAUUGGAGCGAAAGCGAGCUGCCGACGAGGCUCGGCGUCAGGAGGCGCGUAGUCGAGCAGAAACGGACCGAUGGACACGCCCAACUCCCGAAGAUCCGAAGAAAGCCGCGCAGAUGCAAGCCAUCGAGAAGCGGAGACUGGAGAACGCCCGUAGGCUCGAGAGGCAGGGGAGCCAGCAGCCAGUCGAUGUGGGCUCCCUCCCCCAAGAGAAACCAUCGCAAAGCACCCGAGAGUUGCCCAGGCCAGCUUCCCGAAUCGGCUCUGUCCAACCAUUCGGUCGGUCAAUCAACCCUCCCCAACCCAACCCCGCGAAACCACCAAAGAGGGGUGCGGAGGAGGAGGCAAACCGUCGUCCUGCGACGGCGAAACCCGGUACCAUGCAACCAUCCGGCGAGACCAAGCGCAGGAGGACCGAGGACGGACAGAAUCCUGUUACGCGGCCCACGAUGGCGCCGCCGAUUCGCCAAUCGAAUAUCAGGAAGGAGUCGAAUAUUAUCCGCAAGGUAACGAGCGUAUCUCGGAAUCGUCUUCUACCAAAGCUAACGUCGUGCCAGGAGCCCACGAAACAAUCCAUGUAUGGCCUUCCUCAGUCCUCUGCACACCAGACUGGAUCCUCCAUCUUCAAGGCUGCUCAACCGCAAAGGCCUGGACAUCCGAUGGACAUGUCCAAAUAUGCUAGCGGCAAAAUCCCCUUUGCCGAACCGGCCAAUGCCAAUCCUCAAGCCACAUCUCAUAAGACUCCUGGUGCCAGUUCCUCGCAAAAGGCGCCGAAGCCUUCCCCGAACUAUCCCAACGGCGAGAACAUCAACCUCCCGGAGAUUGCCACCGACAGUGAAGACGAAGAUUCCGAUGCAGAGAUGCUUCCUGUGCCCAAGUGGGCCCAACCCAAGGAGCUGGAGACUCUUCUGAGACAGCAAGAAGGCAUGGAGGUCGACUCGAUCUUUGGACCUAUUGCGCCAUUCUCACUGGAGGAGACUUUCAAGUCCGACAAGAAGAUCAAGAAAUUCCGCGAGCGUACCAGCAGUGCGAACUGGUCCGGUCCCGACGGGCUCACUCAGGACGAGAUCCGCAGGGACCUUGCUGAGCGGCAACGGCUGCGGCUUAACGGGGGCUGGACGUUUGGAAAUUAA